Cyprinodon tularosa is the source of this 2403-nucleotide messenger RNA. RefSeq names its product heterogeneous nuclear ribonucleoprotein K (gene hnrnpk). Bases 330 to 1640 code for a protein of 436 amino acids. The transcript is spliced from 17 exons. Gene Ontology annotation, biological process: regulation of transcription by RNA polymerase II; regulation of mRNA splicing, via spliceosome. NCBI's taxonomy places the organism in Eukaryota, Metazoa, Chordata, Actinopteri, Cyprinodontiformes, Cyprinodontidae. Gene Ontology annotation, molecular function: mRNA binding. Gene Ontology annotation, cellular component: nucleus; cytoplasm. The record is from RefSeq and is a predicted model, not a curated record.
UUGACAUUAAAUCCAGACAAUCGUAGUCCUCGGAACGUUGACGUGUUUUCUAUUCAGCCAAUCAGAACACGGCAUGUCGAUUUGUUCGUUACCAGGUUCGAACGAGAAGGAAGCAGGUCAGCAAGCGAGGUGUUAAACGCUGCAGGUUUGAGAGAGCUGUUUGGUCCCUCUUCACUUAGGUCCGCCUUUCAACACGCCCUUGUCCUCCUUAUAAAUAUCGGAGACAAUAUCAGUACACGGGGGCUGGGUUUCAUCUUCUCUUUUCCUGCUCCUGCCACCAGUACCUCAGAUCAAGGUCCUCACUUUUUUUACUAUUCUCUUCGAAGACCAUGGAGACAGAAAUUGAUCAGCAGGAGGAGACCUCAUUCAGCAACACGGAGACAAAUGGUAAACGCCCUGCUGAGGAUGCAGAUGAACAGAAAUCCUUCAAACGCUCCAGAAACUCUGAUGAGAUGGUAGAGCUCCGCAUUCUCCUGCAGAGCAAGAAUGCAGGAGCAGUAAUUGGGAAGGGUGGAAAAAACAUCAAAGCCCUUCGUUCAGAUUACAAUGCCAGUGUGUCAGUCCCAGACAGCAGUGGGCCUGAGCGAAUCCUGAGCAUCAGUGCAGACAUAGAGACUAUUGGAGAAAUCCUACUGAAGAUUAUCCCCACAUUGGAAGAAUACCAGCAGUACAACGGCAACGACUUUGAUUGUGAGCUCCGUCUGCUGAUCCAUCAGAGUCUGGCGGGUUCCAUCAUUGGAGUUAAAGGAGCAAAGAUCAAAGAGCUUCGUGAGAACACAAAGACCAGCAUCAAGCUGUUUCAGGAGUGUUGUCCCCAGUCAACAGACCGUGUAGUGCUGGUUGGUGGUAAAAUGGAGAGGGUGGUGGAGUGUAUAAAGACUAUGCUGGAGCUCAUCUCUGAUGCUCCAAUAAAAGGCCGUACACAGCCCUAUGAUCCAAACUUCUAUGACGAAACGUAUGAAUAUGGAGGUUUUACCAUGAUGUUUGAGGAGAGGGGAGGCGGCCGUAGGCUCAUGGGAGGCUUCCCUAUGCGCGGAGGCAGGUCCAGUGGUGAUCGUGGGUAUGACAGAAUGCCUUCCAGCAGAGGAGCACGCGGCCCGCUGCCUCCCUCACGCCGCGAUUACGAUGAUAUUAGCCCACGCCGGGGUCCUCCUCCACCCCACCCCAGCAGGGUUGGCAGAGGAAAUGGGCGUCCACGUAGCAUGCCGAUGGGACACCCAUACAGAGGAGGCAGAGACGAUCGUUACUAUGACUCCUACCGCGGCUCAGAUGACAGGUCAAAUGACAGAAGAGGCAGACCGGAUCGCUACAGCGAUAACAUGAGCGGUGGUGGAUAUGAUAACAGUUCCUCCUGGGAUAGCUACCCGUCAGGUGGACGUGGCUCCUACAGUGACAUGGGCGGUCCUGUCAUUACCACACAAGUGACAAUCCCUAAAGACUUGGCUGGGUCCAUCAUUGGAAAGGGAGGCCAGAGGAUUAAACAGAUUCGCCACGAGUCUGGGGCCUCUAUAAAGAUUGAUGAACCUUUGGAGGGUUCAGAGGAUCGCAUCAUCACCAUCACUGGUACCCAGGACCAGAUCCAGAAUGCCCAGUACCUUUUACAGAACAGUGUGAAGCAGUACUCUGGUCAUUUGCUGUAGACCCCUGAGGGAGCAGAUUGAAGACAACUUGGAUUGACCCCCCCUUCCUCUUCUCAAAUCUCUUUGCCCUGGUCCAACACAUCCCCCUUCAGAUUUUUACUCUGGAUUGUGGGUGUCUAUUUUUUAUUUUAUUUUUGUAUUUUUAAUUAAAUAAAUGUCCUACAUUCCUGCGCAUCCACGAAAAUGUAGAAGAUCUGCAUUUUUAAGUGUAGUCCAACAGUUUGUCAGAAAUCUUUGAUUAUUAUUUUCUUUUCUUUAAUGUGACACAUUCAUCAAAAAGUCAGAUUUUCCUCAAAUAAUAAACUUAACCUUUAUUUUUGGAUAGAUUUGGUUUGUUUUUAUGCAUAAUUGUGGAUGUUUGUGUGUGUGUGUGGGUUUGUAUGCUUUUGGUAGUCUCCUACAAAUUUGUGUAACAUACAGAAUGUACAAUGUUCCUUUUGUUCUUUAACAGCUCUGGGUAAAGUUAGCUCUGUAGAAUUGAUUUUGCAAUGCUUAUGUUCAGAGUUCUGUACAAAUAGAAUUGAAUAAUUUGUACAAACUCUGUAGUGGUGUGGGAAAAAAUAAACUUAAAAUACUGAAGUAACUCCAAAAAUUGUUUGUUUUGGUAGUUAAAGAUUUAAGGUAGUAUAUUAGUUAUUGGACACACGCUGAUCUUUUCUACUUUGUCUGCAAUUUCCUCUGCUCUGAACUCAUUUUCUCUUCAUUGUUGUGAACCUCACAAUGUCAAAUCUAAAGAGAAAUAAAAAUACCACUUUUUACUGAA